Molecule: messenger RNA, 1016 nt
Organism: Propithecus coquereli (Coquerel's sifaka)
Lineage: Eukaryota; Metazoa; Chordata; Mammalia; Primates; Indriidae
Gene: SRSF7
Product: serine/arginine-rich splicing factor 7
Exons: 8
Coding region: 153-773 (206 amino acids)
Biological process (GO): mRNA splicing, via spliceosome
Cellular component (GO): nuclear speck
Molecular function (GO): zinc ion binding; RNA binding
Source: RefSeq, a predicted model, not a curated record
GCAAAAAUCCCAGCCGCCGCAUAUAUAAGCGCGGACCCGGGUUCUUCCUCGUAGUGCCGGCGGGACCGUUGGCGAGUAGUUGUGUUGUAGUUUUCGUGUUACGCGAGUCUGGUUGCUGCGAGCUAAAGAGCAGAGCACGCGGGCCGGUCAUCAUGUCGCGCUAUGGGCGGUAUGGAGGAGAAACCAAGGUGUAUGUUGGUAACCUGGGCACUGGUGCUGGCAAAGGAGAGUUAGAAAGGGCUUUCAGUUAUUAUGGUCCUUUAAGAACUGUAUGGAUUGCGAGAAAUCCUCCAGGAUUUGCCUUUGUGGAAUUUGAAGAUCCUAGAGAUGCAGAAGAUGCAGUACGAGGACUGGAUGGACCCUUUGAUCCUAAUGAUAGAUGCUAUGAGUGUGGUGAAAAGGGACAUUAUGCUUAUGAUUGUCAUCGCUACAGCCGGCGAAGAAGAAGCAGGUCACGGUCUAGAUCACAUUCUCGAUCCAGAGGAAGGCGAUACUCUCGCUCACGCAGCAGGAGCAGAGGACGGAGGUCAAGAUCAGCAUCUCCUCGACGAUCAAGAUCUGUGUCUCUUCGUAGAUCAAGAUCAGCUUCACUCAGAAGAUCUAGGUCUGGUUCUAUAAAAGGAUCGAGAUCCCGUUCAAGAUCAAGAUCAAGAUCCAGGUCUCUUUCCCGACCAAGAAGCAGCCGAUCAAAGUCCAGAUCUCCAUCUCCAAAAAGAAGUCGUUCCCCAUCAGGAAGUCCACGCAGAAGUGCAAGUCCUGAAAGAAUGGACUGAAGCUCUCAAGUUCACCCAUUAGGGAAAAGUUAUUUUGUUUACAUUAUUAUAAGGGAUUUGUGAUGUCUGUAAACUGUAACCUAGGAAGGAUAUUUCAACCAUCUAAUCAAAAUAGAUCUGGAUUAUCACUCUGUAAAUUCACAGCAGUAAGAUAUUAUAAAUUUGUUGAAUGUAUUAACAUCCUAUGGUCUGAAAAAUGUGGGUUUUUAUUUGGCACAUUUAAAUAAAAUGUUUCUAACUAGA